Dioszegia hungarica is the source of this 1173-nucleotide messenger RNA. RefSeq names its product Sin-like protein conserved region-domain-containing protein. Gene Ontology annotation, cellular component: nucleus; RNA polymerase III complex. Gene Ontology annotation, biological process: DNA-templated transcription. The transcript is spliced from 4 exons. The record is from RefSeq and is a predicted model, not a curated record. Lineage: Eukaryota; Fungi; Basidiomycota; Tremellomycetes; Tremellales; Bulleribasidiaceae. Bases 1 to 1173 code for a protein of 390 amino acids.
AUGCCGCCCAAGAAGAGCGCAGUCAGCUCUGUGCUGGCUCAGGCAGGCCCAACGGGACCUGCAACCACAAUUGCAGACGGCACCACCAGUGGGAACCCGGACAUCUCUCCCCCGGCCAACCCUAUCGAGAGGAUGGACGAUUCCAUACUACCCGUGGAGCCCGACUCGAACACCAUGGAGCUUGACGCCCCAUCGUCAGACACCGUCCAGCCCACCGACACUCCCGGCCCCUCAUCCACUUACAUCCCUCGUCAGCCCUCCCCACCUCUACCACACCUCCGCUCCGAGAAGUUCCCACCGGAAUGGGACGACGGGGAUGGCGAUUCCGACUCUGACGACGAGGUCGUCGCUACUUUACCCAUCUACCUCUCCCCUUCACUCCAUCCUCACCUCCACCUCUUCCAGUUCCCGCUGCAUACGAGGAGUCUCGUCGCCCCUUCCUAUGCCAGAGAUAGGGGCAAGGGGAUCACAGCACGGAUGAAGGAGAAGGCUGGUCGAAUAGAGGUGGAGAUCCCCGUAGAUGCCGGUGUUGACGUAUGGCGGGAUGACAGGGCGAGAGAUUUUGGAAUGACGCAUGAUCUGGGGAAUGGGAAUGGGGAUGUGGUCGGCGGGUAUGGGUUUGGAGGGAGGGGCGAAGAGGACGCAGGGGGAAAAAAGAAGAAGAGCAAGGCAAAAGAGGAGAAGAGAUGGGGUGAUAAGAUCAGGUUAAGGAGUGAAGGGGUGCCGAGUACGACGGGGUACUAUGCUGGCGUGGUACAAGACGGUGCACUUCACCUACACCCAUUAUCCAAGAUACUGCAGAUGCGUACCGCCCUGACAUAUCUCGACGACUUUGACGAAAAGAACCGGUCCCGACGAGGCCGGAAAGACGAGGAUGAUGGGGAAGAGAAGGAGGAUAAGAAGUCCAAGCAGGCCGCUCAGGGUCCGCCAAUAAAGGCGUUGAGAAAGGAAGAGGAAGAAGGAGAUGGGUCUGGGUCCAUCAAGGACUUCCGGACAAAGAUGUGGAGGUUGGCCAGGGAAGAGGCGGAGGAUGCGUGGGUGCCGUACGAGUGGAGAGAGGGCGAGGACGAGUCGGUGGUCGACGCGCUCGGGAAGCUGAUUGUUUCGGAAGACAAGAGGGAUAGGUUGACGUGCACUACAAAGGGGUUGGAGUAUCUCGACAAAGCACAUUGA